This is a messenger RNA of Seriola dumerili (greater amberjack), 3027 nucleotides long. Its product is annotated as NLR family CARD domain-containing protein 3-like. NCBI's taxonomy places the organism in Eukaryota, Metazoa, Chordata, Actinopteri, Carangiformes, Carangidae. The record is from RefSeq and is a predicted model, not a curated record. Bases 76 to 3027 code for a protein of 983 amino acids. The transcript is spliced from 7 exons. Gene Ontology annotation, molecular function: protein binding.
GUGGACCAGGAGAGCUCAGAGGUUCCCAGUGGUCAGUCUGCCCAGCAGCAUCAAGCACACCUGAACUCCAUAUUUAUGCUGCUGGAGGAGAACAUGGUCACUUUUGUGAAGAACGAGCUGAAGAAUAUCCAGAGGCUUCUGAGUCCAGAUUACCCAGAAUGCUCAGAGAAUCAGAGGGCGGAUGAGGAGGUGCUGGAUGGUGAGGGUGAAGAGCAGAGGAAGAGCAGCAGAGAGGCAUUUCUGAAGAUCACAGUGAACUUCCUGAAGAGAAUGAAGCAGGAGGAGCUGGCUGACUGUCUGCAGAGCAGACAUAUUGCAGUUCAUCAAGGUAAUCUCAAAUCUACUCUGAAGAAGAAGUUCCAGCGUGUGUUUGAGGGGAUCGCUAAAGCAGGAAACCCAACCCUUCUGAACCAGAUCUACACAGAGCUCUACAUCACAGAGGGAGGGACUGGAGAGGUCAAUGAUGAACAUGAGGUCAGACAGAUUGAAACAGCAUCCAGGAAACCAGUCAGACCAGAAACAACCAUCAGACAAGAAGACAUCUUUAAAGCCUCACCUGGAAGAGAUGAAUCAGUCAGAACAGUGAUGACAAAGGGAGUGGCUGGCAUUGGGAAAACAGUCUUAACACAGAAGUUCACUCUGGACUGGGCUGAAGGCAAAGCCAACCAAGACAUACAGUUCACAUUUCCAUUCACCUUCAGAGAGCUGAAUGUGCUGAAAAAGAAAAAGUUCAGCUUGGUGGAACUUGUUCAUCACUUCUUUACUGAAACCAAAGAAGCAGGAAUCUGCAGGUUUGAUCAGUUCCAGGUUGUGUUCAUCUUUGACGGUCUGGAUGAGUGUAGACUUCCUCUGGACUUCCACAACACUGAGAUCCUGACUGAUGUUACAGAGUCCACCUCAGUGGACGUGCUGCUGACAAACCUCAUCAGGGGGAAACUGCUUCCCUCUGCUCGCCUCUGGAUAACCACACGACCUGCAGCAGCCAAUCAGAUCCCUCCUGAGUGUGUUGACAUGGGGACAGAGGUCAGAGGGUUCAAUGACCCACAGAAGGAGGUGUACUUCAGGAAGAGGUUCAAAGAUGAGGAGCAGGCCAGCAGCAUCAUCUCCCACAUCAAGACAUCACGAAGCCUCCACAUCAUGUGCCACAUCCCAGUCUUCUGCUGGAUCACUGCUACAGUUCUGGAGGAGGUGUUGAAAACCAGAGAGGGAAGAGAGCUGCCCAAGACCCUGACUGAGCUGUACAUCCACUUCCUGGUGGUUCAGUCCAAACUGAAGAACAUCAAGUAUGAUGGACGACCUGAGACAGAUCCACACUGGAGUCCAGAGACCAGGAAGAUGGUUGAGUCUCUGGGAAAAUUGGCUUUUGAGCAGCUGCAGAAAAGAAACCUGAUCUUCUAUGAAUCAGACCUGACAGAGUGUGGCAUCGAUAUCAGAGCAGCCUCAGUGUACUCAGGAGUGUUCACACAAAUCUUUCAAGAGGAGAGAGGCCUGUACCAGGACAAGGUGUUCUGCUUCGUCCAUCUGAGUGUUCAGGAGUUUCUGGCUGCUCUUCAUGUCCAUCUGACCUUCUUCAACUUUGGAGUCGAUCUGCUGUCAGAAAAGAAAUUGACCUCUCUGUGGUCUAAACUGUUUAGAGACAAAACUGAAUCAACUCACUUCUACCAGAGAGCUGUGGACGAGGCGUUACAGAGUCCAAAUGGACACCUGGACUUGUUCCUUCGCUUCCUCCUGGGUCUUUCACUGCAGACCAAUCAGACUCUCCUACGAGGUCUGCUGAUGGAGAGGGGAAGUGACUCAGAGACCAAUCAGAAAGUAGUCCAGUACAUCAAGAAGAAGAUUGAAGAAACUCCCUCUGUAGAGAAAAGCAUCAACUUGUUUCACUGUCUGAAUGAACUGAAUGAUCGUUCUCUAUUGGAGGAGAUCCAACAGUCCCUGACAUCAGGGAGUCUCUCCACAAAUAAAUUGUCUCCUGGUCAAUGGUCAGCUCUGGUCUUCAUCUUACUGUCCUCAGAAAAAGAUCUGGACGUGUUUGACCUAAAGAAAUACUCUGCUUCAGAGGAGGCUCUUUUUAGGCUGUUGCCAGUGGUCAAAGCCUCCAAAAAAGCUCUACUGAGUGGCUGUAACCUCUCAGAGAGAAGCUGUGGAGCUCUGGUUUCAGUUCUCAAUUCCCAGUCCUCUAGUCUGAGAGAGCUGGACCUGAGUAACAACAACCUGCGGGACACAGGAGUGAAGGUGCUGUCUACUGGACUGGAGAGUCCACACUGCACACUAGAAAGUCUCAGACUGAGUGGCUGUAAUAUCUCAGAGACAAGCUGUGAAACUCUGUCCUCAGUUCUCAGCUCCCAGUUCUCUCGUCUGAGAGAACUGGACCUGAGUAACAAUGACCUGCAGGACACAGGAGUGAAGGUGCUGUCUACUGGACUGGAGAGUCCACACUGCACACUGGAAAGUCUCAGGGUUGAGCCUGGUGGAGUCCGAUGGUUGAGACCAGGUCUGAGGAAGUAUUCCUGUGAACUCACACUUGACACAAACACAGUGAACAAAUACCUCAAACUGUCGGACAACAACAGAAAGGUGACACGUGUGGAGGAGGAUCAGUCAUAUCCUGAUCAUCCAGACAGAUUUGACCGGCCUCAGAUUCUGUGUGGAACUGGUCUGACUGGUCGCUGUUACUGGGAGGUCGAAUGGAGAGGAGAGGUUUAUAUAUCAGUGAGUUACAGAGGAAUCAGCAGGAAAGGAGACAGAGAUGACUGUGUGUUUGGAUGGAAUGAUCAGUCCUGGAGUCUGAUCUGCUCUGAUGGUGGUUACAAUGUCUGUCACAAUAGGAGAGAAACAUCUGUCCCCUCCUCCUCAGUCUCUAAGAGAGUAGCAGUGUACGUGGACUGUCCUGCUGGCACUCUGUCCUUCUACAGAGUCUCCUCUGACUCACUGAUCCACCUCCACACCUUCAACACUACAUUCACUGAACCUCUGUAUCCUGGAUUUAGGUUCUGGCCUGAUUCCUCAUUGUUUCUGUGUUCAGUGUAG